AUGCCCAGGCUCCGAGUCACCCUUUGGGUGACCUUCUGGGGCGUUCUAAUACAACGUGCUGAAGCACUCAACUCAACAUUAGCCUCCUCGUCAGCCGAUCUCGCUUUGGAUCAUGCCAUAGAAAGAUCCGUGCUGCUCGAACAUCUCGAGGGAUCAGGUACAGACGUCGUAACCGACAGCAGCCACACGCUCACAACUCUUACACAUGAUGGUACUGUCAGCCCCAAAGUCAAAAAGAGAGCCGCUGACUUUUACAACGGUUUUGUGGGUCCACAAUUCUAUUCGCCAUUCUCCAUCUCAUCCCCUCGCUUCCCUCCUACAUCGGUCAUCGGCCUCGGUCGACCACUGCAACGAGACAGCAUGCCACCGAACGUGGAAUAUGUAGCCCUCUGGUAA
Haemonchus placei is the source of this 396-nucleotide messenger RNA. NCBI's taxonomy places the organism in Eukaryota, Metazoa, Nematoda, Chromadorea, Rhabditida, Trichostrongylidae. The record is from the annotation of a GenBank genome assembly.